UCUGGUUCCACGGGCGGAAGCUACGGUGUCGCGAGUUCGAGGCCUGCCCUGGCUGUGGGCAAGUGCUCCGGGACGAGCCACAGCCUACUGCUUGCUGCUGCUGCCGCCAUGAGUGGGAAGUCUCUGCUGCUGAAAGUCAUCCUCCUGGGCGACGGGGGCGUUGGGAAGAGCUCCCUCAUGAACCGCUACGUCACCCACAAGUUUGACUCCCAGGCCUUCCACACCAUUGGUGUGGAGUUCCUCAACCAGGACCUGGAAGUGGACGGGCGCUUCGUGACCCUCCAGAUUUGGGACACGGCGGGACAGGAGCGCUUCAAGAGCCUGCGGACACCCUUCUACCGCGGCGCAGAUUGCUGCCUCCUGACCUUCAGCGUUGACGACCGCCAGAGCUUCGAGAACCUGGGCCACUGGCAGAAGGAGUUUGCCUGCUACGCCAACAUCAGGGAUCCAGAGCGCUUCCCCUUCGUGGUGCUGGGCAACAAGGUCGACAAGGCUGAGAGGCAGGUGGCUGUGGAGGAGGCCCAGGCAUGGUGCCUGGAGCAGGGCAACUACCCUUACCUGGAGACCAGUGCCAAGGAUGACACAAAUGUGGCGGUGGCUUUUGAGGAGGCCGUGAGGCAGGCGCUGGCUUCAGAGGAGCAGCUGGAGCACUGCACGUUGAGCCGCACGGUCGAUCUGCACCCCAGUGCCAGGCCAGGCUCUUCGUGCUGCUGAAAGGCGCCGGACUAGAACUGGCUGCUGUUUACAGAGGGAGCAAUGGGAGGUUCCUGAGCUGGAGGUCAACCCAAAGGGGACAGAGGGUCCUUGUGGGGGACACUCUUCUGUUUAGCCUUAACCCAUCUGGUUAAGCUGCGGCCUCCUUAUCAGUGCAGCGUGGGACUGGGUGCUCGUGGAGAGCGCUUCCUGCUCCCUUUCCUCUCACCCUGCCCUCAUAGCUGUAGAGAGGCAGUGCUGGGGUCCUUUGCCUGCCCAGCAGCCCCUCAGCUCUGAGCAGGAUCAGGGAGAGAGUCAGAAUUGCUGGAGAUGUUGCACAGUCACCUGGCAAAGACGUGUGUUAUGUGGGACUUUCUUGCCAAGGCGCAUUGUGCUGGCAGGUGGGCCAAAUGGGUGGGGGGAACUGAGCAGAAUCAGCCCGUCUCUGUGACUGUCACACUGCUGUCAGUGCCGAGUCAACAAGAGACCUCUGUCAUAUCUCUUCCAUCUCUUCUCCUACCUUGGCGGUCUUUACUCCUGUUGAUUCCCCUGGGAUAGUUAGAGUUGGCAGUGGGAAAGAUCUGUGGGGCAGAAGGAAGAUAGGCUGGGAGAUUGUGCAGGUGCCUCACCUGGAAACAGGAGAUAAGGCUCAUUUUGACUUUGGAGGAAGCAGAUGGCCCUGGGGUGAAUCUCUGGGGACAGUAACUUGGCUAGAACAUACUGUAUAUGUGUGUAUGUUAAACAGUGAAUCCAAAGUGUGGCCAUCUUGAAUCUCUGAUCAGAGCAAAGGUCAACUCCAUUUUCUCCAUUCUGCAUUCUGGCCAAAUUGUGCAUCUCCACCAGUUGCGCCUAUCUUUGGGGGAAUUCUUAGCUCUGCAAGGUUGCAGCUGUUAGCGGAGUCCCUAAGAAGUAACAUUUCUGUGCUGAGCCAAUGCUGGGAGAGGUGUGUCCCCCUCAGGCUGUUCUGAAAACGAGGGCCUCCCACUGCCUAGGAAAAUGGGGGUGCAGGUGAAAGGUGAGCUGCUGCUGGAGGCUUUGAGCCAAAGAACUGAGCCCCUGAGAGCGCUGGGUGGCCUCAGAAGGCGUGAGGCCUGGUGGGGCAAUGAGGGCCACGGUUUUCAGCCUGCUGCUGCUGCUUCUCUGCCGCUCACAUCCACGAUAUUGGGCGAUGUCCCUUCUGCAAGCCAGAGUCUAACCGUUCCCCCGUUGUCUUGGGGUCCAGCAGAGGUGGCUUCAGAAGUUAUAGGUGAGGCAAAGCCCUUGAAUUAGUUUUUGCAUAGAGCCCCCGAUAAGAUAAGCCCUGCCCCAGUUGCAUCUACCAGGGGGUGUUCUGAAAGGGAAGCAACCGGCUAUGAACGAAGGAGGGAAGGCUGCCAAACAGAGGGGGGCGUAGCCACACCUCUCAGGGGUGUUCUUGCUUUCUUUUGCAGCAAGAUUAAUGCAUUUAAGAUGCAGUCCAAAUGCAGUCAUGUUUUCAUUCAUUCCCAGUGAAAACACUCCUAGUGUUAUAAGCAUGGCUAAUUUUUUUCAAAGCUUUCUCCAGAGAGAGAGUCAUGUCAGUCUGUUGCAGCAAAACCAAACCAGUAGCACUAAUAAAGAUAGGGUUCAAGCCUUAACCCUCUAAAAAUGGCAAGUUCAUUAUUGUGUCAGAAAGGAGACUGCUCUGUCCAAAGCACCCCACGCCUUGCCCUCCUGUGUAUCUCUUCCUGCCCGCUGACGAAAACAGUCGAUCUGAAGAAGUGGGCUCUGAUUCCUAAAACUCCUGUCCUGUUAGAUUGGCUGCAGAUAAGACAUCCCGAGGCUCGCUGCUCUUCUCCUUACCAAGCACCUCUCUGAACCCUUGCAAGAAAGCUGGGGUUCCCAUUUCAUCUGGCAGCACCUCGCUGGGCCAUCAACAGCUCACCCAGCUUUCUCCACGAUCAUCCAGGCGUGCUCACAGUCCUGUACUUAUAAGCUGUGGCAGCAUAAAAAGGGGACAUAGACGUGUACCU
Python bivittatus (Burmese python) is the source of this 2684-nucleotide messenger RNA. RefSeq names its product RAB9B, member RAS oncogene family (gene RAB9B). Gene Ontology annotation, cellular component: phagocytic vesicle; late endosome; lysosome. Lineage: Eukaryota; Metazoa; Chordata; Lepidosauria; Squamata; Pythonidae. The record is from RefSeq and is a predicted model, not a curated record. Gene Ontology annotation, biological process: retrograde transport, endosome to Golgi. Gene Ontology annotation, molecular function: GTPase activity; GTP binding.